CUCAGCUUGAACGUUCCUCUCUCCUUCAGAGAACUUCCAAGCCUCCCUUUCCCCCCAUUUGGUUCGAAUCUAAGCAUCCAGUUUUUUGAGCUCUUCAAUUCCAUCAACUAUGCAAAUCCAAUCCCUAGCUUCUUCUUCCUCUUCCUCCACUUUGAGUCUCGCGUCCUUAACCAGGCCGCCUUCUCUGUCUCGCCGCCUGCUCGCUCCCAAUCGGCUCCGUGUCCAAUGCGCCUUCCGAUUCGACUCGGUCAACGCCGCCCUGAACACCGCCUCCGCGCCGUCCAGCGUAAAUUUCGCCGGUCAAGUCGGCGCGACGCGUGCCGAUUGGCAGAGCUCGUGCGCCAUUUUGGCAAGUAAGGUUGUGUCGCAGCAGCAGGAUGUUCAGAAGAGCGGCGGAGAUGCCGGCGGUAUCACCACCGUGAACGGCCAUGGUACUCUGGAUCUGGUCCCUCUCGAGAGCAGCCUUCCGAAGCCUCUUUCGAUUGCAGAUCUAUCUCCUGCGCCGAUGCAUGGCUCCCAGCUUCGCGUCGCCUACCAGGGUGUCCCCGGCGCGUACAGCGAAGCGGCCGCCGGGAAGGCGUAUCCGAACUGUGAAGCCAUACCUUGUGACCAGUUCGAAGUGGCUUUUCAAGCGGUGGAGCUUUGGAUUGCGGACCGCGCUGUCCUCCCCGUGGAAAACUCUCUCGGCGGCUCAAUUCACCGGAACUACGACCUCCUCCUCCGCCACCGCCUCCACAUCGUCGGCGAGGUCCAGCUCCCCGUCCACCACUGCCUUCUCGCUCUCCCCGGCGUCCGCAAGGAGUACCUCACGCGCGUCAUCAGCCAUCCGCAAGCGCUGGCCCAGUGCGAGCUCACCCUGACGAAACUAGGCCUCAACGUCGCGCGCGAGGCCGUGGACGACACCGCGGGAGCGGCGGAGUACAUCGCGGCCAACAACCUCCGCGACACAGCCGCAAUCGCGUCGGCACGCGCCGCCGAUCUGUACGGACUCCAGAUCCUGGAAGAAGGAAUCCAGGACGACUCGAGCAACGUGACCCGAUUCGUGAUGCUAGCGCGGGAGCCAAUCAUCCCGAGAACAGAUCGGCCGUUCAAAACCAGCAUCGUCUUCGCUCACGACAAGGGGACCAGCGUGCUGUUCAAGGUCCUCUCCGCCUUCGCCUUCCGGAACAUCAGCCUGACGAAGAUCGAGUCGCGCCCCCACCGGAACCGGCCAAUCCGGCUAGUCGACGACGAGAACGUCGGGACGGCGAAGCAUUUCGAGUACAUGUUCUAUGUGGACUUCGAGGCAUCAAUGGCUGACGUGAGGGCGCAGAACGCGCUAGCGGAGGUGCAGGAGUUCACCUCCUUCCUGCGGGUACUGGGGAGCUAUCCAAUGGACAUGACCCCAUGGAGUCCCUCCCGGGGAGAGUAAUAAACAAACAUUUUGAAAUCCCCAAUCUACCCUCCAAAUUCCCAUUCUUCUUCAAAACUUUCCCCAACCCCACUUGGAAACAAUAAUUGCCCUUGUAAAUUAAUCAAUCUAUCAUUUCGUAAAGAGAAACCUAUCCAAUUUGCAACUCAUUUCAGAUUUUUUCUCUUACGCAAUUCUAAUCCAAUUUA
Molecule: messenger RNA, 1599 nt
Organism: Cuscuta campestris
Lineage: Eukaryota; Viridiplantae; Streptophyta; Magnoliopsida; Solanales; Convolvulaceae
Source: the annotation of a GenBank genome assembly